Molecule: messenger RNA, 5796 nt
Organism: Pecten maximus
Lineage: Eukaryota; Metazoa; Mollusca; Bivalvia; Pectinida; Pectinidae
Product: high affinity cAMP-specific 3',5'-cyclic phosphodiesterase 7A-like
Exons: 13
Coding region: 574-2799 (741 amino acids)
Molecular function (GO): 3',5'-cyclic-AMP phosphodiesterase activity
Source: RefSeq, a predicted model, not a curated record
GAAAAUACUACAAUGCAGUAAGCAGUGCCUGUAUAUACGUCAUAGAUGGGCGAGCGACCAAUACACGAUAACCGACAAAUGUGUACCUAUAGGCAAGAUAGAGCUGAUAGAGGCCUUAUACGCAAUGUAGUAAUGACAUUGGUCGGACAGCUAAAAUCAUCAGGCCCUUCACCUGUGUGCCCUAUGACCAUGUCCAUUAAUCGGAAUCCUAAUGGUAGUACACAGCAAUUGGCUGGACUGACUGGGGCAGUGAUGGUUGGUCAGCAUAGUGACCUUAGCCAGUCUAACUAGCCAGUCUGGUGGUGGUAAUACCUUAAGUGAUGAACCUUUGACAGCCAAGGCAUCCAUCAUAAUUAUCUGAGUAGGUGAUACAUGUAUGUAGGAACAUGGUCAGCCAGUAUAUAUAUAUGUGACUGGCCCAAUAGUGGAUUAAUCUGCUGCAAGAAGAGGGAAUCAGUUUAAGGAAAAUUCUGUCAAUCAGGAAAGUGUAAGGAAACUUUGAAGUAUUUCCUGUCACCAGAAGUGGGGAACAUUGGAGGUCAAUGGAAUAACUGUGGUUGUAUAUUGGAGUAGAUGUACAGUGCUGAGAGAUCUAGUGCCGUAGAGUGUGCCAACUCUUUAGAGGGAUCACUAGAUCACAGGAGAGAAUCUUGUGGCAUCUUAGGCGAUGUCCAGAUGAAAUCCAAGCUGGAAUGUUAUUCAGAACGCCGGUCUAAUGCUGUGGCUGUGUCCGAACUCAAACUCUUGGACAAAUUAUCGUCCAAAGAUUACAAGGUACGAUGGGGAUCCAGAUUUCAAAGUUUACAUAAAACAAGACGACGCCAUCGGCCGAUCCUUAAAAUGACACAAGAAAGUAAUUCUUUGUUGGACCAGUUGUACAGCAAACAAGCACAGUGCUUGAUGACCAAACUAGAUGGCUGGGGUGUGAACAUGUUCCAUCUGGAUAUCAUAACAUGUGGUCGGCCUCUAUUCCAUGUAGCUUUUCACCUAUUCCAGCAUUACAACCUGAUAGAGACGUUUAAUCUUGAUCUCAUGAAGCUGCUUAGAACAUUCUCAUUGAUUGAGGAAGGUUACCAUGACAACAAUCCCUACCACAAUGCUGUUCACGCUGCUGAUGUAACUCAAGCCAUUCAUUGUUACCUUCAGGAGAAGCAGCUGCAGUAUACGAUACCUCCUUUUGAAAUCAUGACCUGCUUAUUAGCUGCUAUGACACAUGACCUUGACCAUCCAGGGGUCAACCAAGCGUUCCUGAUAGCAACUGCUAAUCAUCUUGCUGCACUGUAUGAGAACACAUCUGUACUGGAAAACCAUCACUGGAGGUCUGCUAUAGGUGUUCUACACGAAACAGGACUGUUUAGUCAUCUGAGUGCCAUAGAAUGGGAGCAGUUAGAAUCACAAAUCAAGUCCCUUAUACUGGCCACAGAUAUAACUCGCCAGCAGGAAUUUUUAACACGUUUUAAGAGAUAUUUAGACAGUGGAGAAUAUGACUCUGCAAGAAAUCCAUCACAUCGACAUUUCAUGUUACAGAUAGCUCUAAAGUGUGCAGACAUUUCCAAUCCCUGUCGGUUGUGGGACAUCAGCCGUCAGUGGAGUGACCAUGUUUGUGAAGAGUUUUUCCGACAGGGAGACUAUGAACAACGCCUUCAUAUCCCUGUCACCCCGAUGUGUGAUAGGAAAUCUACCACAGUCGCCAAAAUACAAGCAGGUUUUAUAGAAUUUGUAGUGAAUCCUUUGUUUCAAGAAUGGAAUCGUUUUCUCCCAACAAAACUCAGUGAGUCUAUGUUAAACAAUUUGAAGUCAAAUCAUGCACACUGGAAGGAAAUUAUAAAAAAAGAAACAGAAGAAAAAAUCAAGGUUGAAAUCCAGGAGGACCUGGUGGAGGAGGGAAAGGAAGAGGUGGAUGAGGAUGAAGAGGAGGAUGAAAUUAACAAUAACAGUGAUGAGGAAAAUGACUUUGUGCAGGAAGCACGUUUACCUCUAACUUUUACUCAUCUGGUGAAUGAAGAUGAGUGUGGUUCAUCCAGUAAUGAAAGUAGGCGGGGGAGUUGUCGCAGUCUGUCCCCCUUACGUGAAAUUCCAGAGAACCAAUGGAACCCAGAGAUACGCAGACACAGUAUGCCUCCUGCAUACUUGCAGAAGGAAAUUACAUGUGUGACAAUUCGUCGAGACAGCCUACCUCAUACUCAGUACAUUCGACGACGUAGCCUUCCGACGGCUAUGAUAUUACAUACUACCUCAGUGGAUAGACUCCUAGGAAAGUUGUCUCCCUUCCCUUCACCAGCAAAGCUUGCAGGCAGAAGUAUAUCUAUCGAUUCACUAGUAACGCAGCCUAAGAUCUCUAACCUUAGUCCAAGUUUUGAAGCCAGUAGACUGUUCAGUGGUUUGUCCCUAUCUUCAGAACUCGCGUCUUUCAAUGGCUCCACCGGAUCUGUGAAAUUCGUUGGAGCCCAGCUGAGUAGUCGGACUACUCCAAACUGGGGAUAUAAAGGAUCACAGAUAGGGAAGCUUGAUAAUGCUAGUCAUACAUUCCAUUCUCAACUCCUAUCGACUGAAGCUCCCCAGGCAGCUGGGGAUGUUGCUCAAGGGGAGACAACUGUUAUAUCGCCUGUGUCUUUCAACUGUGUAGGUGCUUUAUCCAGUAAUGACCUAGAUUCUAAUGCUCCUGGUACAGAUGGGGAACUGAUUGGGUCAUCACUGGAGUACAGUAGGACAGCUAUUGACAGGGUAAAACUAUCUCCAAAUACAGAGUCCAUCAAAUCAAAGGAUAUGUCAAAGCAUGUACCAGGUACAAUUGCAUAGCAAUAGUAUUUAUUAAAUUUAAUAUUUAUAAUUUAAGUUUAUAUUGUAGGGCCUACCAAAGUGUAUAGUGUUGGUACUAGUCUAAUUUGUUGAUUGUAUAGAUCUUCAUAAAAUAUCAUGUAGCUCAGAGUCUUUAGAUUGAUGAUUUCAUAUUCAAAACAUCAUUCAUUUAAAUCAUAUCACUAUGAAAUAUUGUGAAAUACUGUAUUUAUUAUGCCACAUGCCUGUUAAGGCUUGUUAUUAAUUCUUAAAAGGUGCUGGCCAGUACGUAGAAUAAUACUUGAACACAGAUUGGUAUAAAACAGGAAUUAAAAUUGAUACUGACAUGUAUUUUUCUUCAGCACUACUCUGUUGAUAAUUUUUCUGGUACAGAAUGUAGAUUCCAACACAGAAUCAAUGUGAUGCUGAUCUCUAGAGAGACAAAUUAACUUGAUAACAAGUCUGCCACAAAUUUACUGUGAUACCUAAGCUGAAGUCAUUUCGUGUUGUUGAUUGUAAACAAUAUACAAGUCAAAGGAUAAUUGUUCGAGUUCUGAAAGGACAAAAUAAAGCAUUAAUAAAAAUAAUGUUAGCUAUAACUUUUUAUGACUUAAAUCUUGAUUAACCUGUUUAAAGUGUAUAUAUAUAGUGGAUAUUAAUGGUUUCCUAUUGCACUCUAACUUCCAGGUAUGUUAAGAAAUUACUGAAUACUAACAUUUUUCUUAUAUAUGUGAAAUAUCAUAUUCAGCAUUACAAGUAAAAAAGGUUUGGUAUUUAACGGGAAGAUAAUUCAUUAUUAAACUUUCUUAUUUACUGCACUUAAACCUACAACGAAAGGUCUUUAUAAAAAAGUGAAGGAAUUUUGUUACAUUUGAUGACAUUAUGAUGAACACAUGUCUGGGAUUACAGUUUACUGCUGUUACCUAGUGGUAUUUACAAAAGUGAUUGAACCCAAAUUCUUAUUGGCACAAGUUUUACAAAUUUCCAUACUGUGACCUUAUAUUUCAGUUCUAGUCUUGGAAACAAGUUACAAAUGAUUGAUAUUCCUAUUGAAGUGUUCGGGAGUGAUAUAAAAUGUAUGGAAUAAUUGUAUGCUAUGUUGAAAUAUAUUUCUCUGGACACUAAUGACCUAUAUCAGUGUACUUCAGAGGCAGUCAUAGCAGUGUCACCACCAAGUUCUACCUUCCAUAGUAAUCAAUAAACAGGUACAGUUGGCCUGUUUACUCCACAGUCAAACUCUGUUAAUAAUAUAUAGAAACAUAGAUAAUAUAAGUAUCAAAAGAGGAAAUGCUCUUUUGAACCCCCCCCCCCCCCCCCCCCCCAAAAAAAAAAAAAAGAAAUGAAUAAAUAAUCAAAAGGAUAAUCAUACUGAAUGGUUUAUAUAUACCCAGUUAGAUUGGCUGAGCACCUGACUAUUUUGGUAUCUUAGGGAGAACACAUAUAGUUAAAGAUCGGUUACCUGAUCCUGAUGUGAUGUAAAAAAAAAAAACAGUGGAUAUUUAUAGAAAACAUUUAAAGGUAAUGCUUUUGUCACAGGAAUGAAGAAAAAAAGGUAUCUUCAAUUAUGAUGUUAUUUAUGGGGGAUGAAGAGUACUUGAAACUACAUUAACAAUAUUUAAUUAGUAAUUUUAUACUUGUUAGACAUACAUACUUUUUAAGAAUGUAGGUAGAGCUAUUGGUAAGUUUUACUGUUAAGAAUGCUAGUGUUAAAAUUCUAUUAAUUUAUGUUUGUAUGGUCAUGAAUAUUGCUUCCAAAAUCUAAAAUUUUGAAAAGUUUUCUUUAAAUUCAUCAUAUAAAUAGGGAUUGCAGCUUCAUUUAGUAUGAAUUGUGAUUUUUAUUUGUUGGUUGAUACUUUAAGUGAAUUAAAACAAAUUGUUUUUGUAUCAUUGUGAUAUAGAUAUGCUGAAUUUAUUAUUAGAUGUCUGUUUUUCCUAUACUAAGAAAUCCAUCAAAUAUCCCAGUCUUCUCAAUUCUAGAAAAAUUGACUGAACAUUCAUGUAAUAUCAUCAAAAUGAUGGCAUUCAACUGGUUUUGAUUAGACAGUGAUGAUAGACCGUGAUACAUAGACUAGAAUAUGUUCCAAUAUCUGGUAAUGAAACUUCCAGUGAUAGGAAUUCUCCUUUCUACCAUUAGCAUAUCCAUGUCAGCUAUGUUGUAUUCCUCUUUAAACAGAACAAUGGCCCUUUGUUCAUUACUAAAGCAUAUUGAUGAGAAUAUGGAGAAAGAAAUGUACUCCCCUACAGAUCCUGAGCAUUUAUAAAAAACAUUCAGCUAGUUAAGUUAAACAGGAACUUUUCUAAGUUCAACACAUUUUAGAAAUAUUAAGUAUUUAUUUUUAUGCCGUUUUAGAACAAUUUAAGGAGUGUGUCGCAUUAUGCUGAAACAUUUGUCUUGUUUUGUUCUGAUCGUAAAACAUUUGUCAACUUUGAAACAAAUGUUAAGGACCUUAUCUUCAGGGUCUGGUUUAUAAUACCUUGAAUGAGAUAUUUCAGGAAUCAAAGGUCAAGUUUCAACUUAGUGUUUAUCAUUAUUAGGAACUGGGUCAACCUUUGACCCUAAUAUGCAUUCCCAUUUUCUGUCAGACAAUGAGAAACUGUAUCAAGACUGCAUGAUAAGAUAAAGUACCACAUCACAUUGUACUACAAAAUCAGUGUAACACAGCAGAUGCUGAAAGAGGUCUGACCUUACAUUUGUUUGCAGAUAAAAGUGGUAUAUUUAUGCUCAAAAUGUGAUAAAAUCUUACAGAGUAUUUUACCUCAUAAUGCUUAGUUUGCAUAUUUAUGAGAUGAUAGAGAGUACCUGACUUCUCAUUGUCAGUACAUACUAGCAAAGUCUAUGUUUUAAUUCAUUUAAACAAAUACACAAAUACAUUGUACAUGGGCAGAAUUUCUGGUAUACAGUACAUUAAGUGUUUUCUAAAUGAAAUGCAAAGUUCCUUGUAUGUUUCAGACAAAAUUGAAAUGCAAAUUUUCUUGUGUCUCUGACCAAAUGAAAUAAAAGGGUAUGCUUCCCUGACA